Molecule: messenger RNA, 567 nt
Organism: Impatiens glandulifera
Lineage: Eukaryota; Viridiplantae; Streptophyta; Magnoliopsida; Ericales; Balsaminaceae
Product: LYR motif-containing protein At3g19508
Exons: 2
Coding region: 147-401 (84 amino acids)
Source: RefSeq, a predicted model, not a curated record
GCUUUGAUGGGCUUAGUAUUAUUGGCCCAACAAUGGGGAACAUUUUAUUCUUGUUGAUCAAGCAUCAAAUUUUUAGGCAGAACAGAGAAUCAAUCAAUCAAUCUCUGAAGAAGAAGAAGAAGAUCUCUGUUUAAUCGAAUAGAGAAAUGCAGGAGCAGCAGGUUUUAGGAGCUUAUAGACAAGUAUUGAAGCUGGUUAGGAGGUUGCCGAAAGACACCAGGCCAUACUAUGCUAAGUACGCCAGAGAGAACUUCGUCAACUACAGGGAAGUAGAACCAGAUGUCUCCGGCGCCGUCGAUGAACUCCUCCGCCGCACUUACACGCAUACCCUCUGGAUUCUCAACAAGUAUUCAGUUGAUGAAGCGGCUGCCAAUAAACUGAAGACGAUAUGCGACAGUUGAAGAAGCCACCUGUUUUUGCCCGCCACCUGUUUGAUAUUAUUCCCCAAAGAGAUUUAUCAUCAUACUCUUGUUUGUGUCUGUCAACCAAACCAAACUUUUUAAGGGGAUUCCGUUCAGCUUAUAAAGGAUUUAUUGUAAUCCUUCUAAAAUAAAGAAUACUUUGUUU